AAACUGCCAUACCGGAGAUUCGUCAUGGUCUAUCCUUUACCCCAGAACAUAAGUGUUCGUUGAUUGGUUUCUCCGCACUUGAAUACAUGCAGUGGUGGGUGUGCCCGAGCCUUACUUCUACAAUAGAACAUGUAAGGGGUCCUUGAGAACGGAACAAACCAGGAAAGAAAAGCACGCACUGGAGCACUGUCGAUCUCACCUUAAGCGAUUUCCUUGCUACCAUGGCAGAAGCGUUUCCUGUCAACAAUGGCAUGACUUCAUUCUGGCGCACCGAGCCUCAUUGUCUCGAUAGUCAUCGCUCAACCGAGGUGCUGCCUGAUGCAAGUGGUAUUGUCAUCGUUGGGGCAGGAUAUGCAGGCGUAUCAGCUGCAUACCACUGUAUGCGUCUUAGUCAAGCCUCGUCAGCUGAUAAGCCUUCUAUAAUAAUACUGGAAGCCCGUCAGGCUUGCUCGGGGGCUACGAGUCGCAACGGCAAGUCACAACGAAAUCUAGGCAACUCAUGGAGUGCUGAUUCUGACAUCUGAUCCCCUUAGGUGGCCAUCUGAAACCUGACGUAUAUUACCAAAUCAGUGCCCUGGCAGAUAAAUAAGGAGUUGAUGCAGCAGAAGAAGUAGCCGCUUUCGAGUUAGCGCAUAUGGUAGCGGUUUAGUCUUGUGUAGAAGAGGAAAAGAUUAAUUGUGACCUAGACUUCGGCGAGGUCAUUGAUGUGCAGCUUGACGAUAAUCAUUGCGCCAAACUCAAGACGGGAUACGGAUCUCUUCUUUCCCAGGGAGCCCUU
Molecule: messenger RNA, 778 nt
Organism: Aspergillus pseudotamarii
Lineage: Eukaryota; Fungi; Ascomycota; Eurotiomycetes; Eurotiales; Aspergillaceae
Exons: 1
Coding region: 222-524 (100 amino acids)
Molecular function (GO): oxidoreductase activity
Source: RefSeq, a predicted model, not a curated record